GCGCUUGCCUCUCUCUCUUUCUCCAAGCUCCAAGAAGAGAAUUUAUAAAUCUAUAGCAUAACCUAUAAUUUACCUGCGAGCGCGUGUACACUUGUUAUGAUUUAAACUUUCGAUCAUUCCGAAUCGCACGAGAAUGGGUGGCUCGAAGAAAAGCUCGAAAGCAUUGAAGACCGGGCCGAUCGACAAUGCGUGGUCGUUAAAAAUACCAGAAUUUAAAGAAACAGAUAAUCCACAUCGUCUUCUCGAGGAAAGCUCGUUCGCGACUAUGUUUCCGAAGUACCGGGAGCAUUAUUUGAAAGAGCAUUGGCCAUUAAUUCAAAAAGCGCUAGCCGAGCACCACAUCAAGGUAGAGAUGGAUCUCAUCGAAGGGAGCAUGACAGUGAAAACUACCAGAAAGACCUGGGACCCGUAUAUCGUCAUCAAGGCUCGCGAUAUGAUCAAGCUCAUGGCUCGUUCAGUUCCCUUUGAACAGGCAGUUAAAGUACUCCAAGACGACAUCGCUGCAGAUGUCAUAAAGAUAUCUUCUUUCGUCAGAAACAAAGAAAAGUUUGUCAAGAGGAGACAAAGGCUCAUUGGACCAAAUGGAUGUAACCUGAAAUCCAUUGAACUGCUCACUAACUGUUACGUUGUGGUUCAGGGUCAAACUGUAUCGGCACUGGGACCUUACAAAGGUGUACAACAAGUGAGAAAGCUAGUACAGGAUACCAUGAAGAAUAUUCAUCCAGUUUAUAGCCUCAAGACAUUAAUGCUUAAACGAGAGCUUGCCAAGAAUCCAACAUUGAAGAACGAAAAUUGGGAACGGUUUCUUCCUAAGUACAACAGUAAAAACAUAAGCAAGCGCAAAGAACCAAAGAAGAAGAAAGAGAAGAAACCAUAUACUCCAUUCCCACCACCUCAGCAAGAGAGCAAGCUUGAUAAGGCGAUGGCAUCUGGUGAAUUCUUCCUGAAGGAGGAGCAGAAGAGGGCAAAGAGAAAGAAGGAACAGGAAGCGAAACAUGAAGAGGCUACAAAGAGGAGACAAGAGCGUAGAGCGCAGGUGUUUAUGCCACCUGAAGAAAAACCUGUUGAAAGUGAAACUGCAAAGACUGAUAUAGACAUUGCUGAAAUAAAGAAAAAAGUUCAACAAGGACUCAAAAAACGUAAAACAAAAUAAUAUUAAAAUUGGAAUUUGAUAAGUAUAAAGGAAUGUAUAAAGUUAAUGUUUGUUACGCAAAUAUAAAUUUAUGGAAA
Messenger RNA from Solenopsis invicta (red fire ant), 1230 nucleotides. It is a transcript of the gene dbe, whose product is annotated as KRR1 small subunit processome component homolog. The transcript has a single exon. The coding region runs from base 134 to 1153 and encodes 339 amino acids. The record is from RefSeq and is a predicted model, not a curated record. Gene Ontology annotation, molecular function: RNA binding. Gene Ontology annotation, cellular component: small-subunit processome; nucleolus. NCBI's taxonomy places the organism in Eukaryota, Metazoa, Arthropoda, Insecta, Hymenoptera, Formicidae.